Maniola jurtina (meadow brown) is the source of this 1591-nucleotide messenger RNA. RefSeq lists its product as uncharacterized. The transcript is spliced from 8 exons. The record is from RefSeq and is a predicted model, not a curated record. The coding region runs from base 120 to 1409 and encodes 429 amino acids. Lineage: Eukaryota; Metazoa; Arthropoda; Insecta; Lepidoptera; Nymphalidae.
AAACAUUAAUAAUUUUUCUUAAUUUAAUUAAUUUUUAGAAUUAUAAAAUAACAAUAAAUUUUAGAUUAGACAAAUCAAAUAAAUUGUAGUUCAGUUAUAUGUACAUUUUUGACUAAAAAAUGAAUACACAAUCCACAGGAAUAUACCAUUGGAAAUGGGGAGACAUUGCCCUAGCUAGAGUUUGCAAAAAAGUUUGCGCAAAAGUACAAGUGGUGAAAAAUGAAGAUGGACUAUUUUAUGAUGAAAAAGUUCUAGGGAUAACAGUUGAAGAGAACGGCUUAGCAGUAACAACUGAGCUCUGCUACUAUGUGGAGACAGUGCGCACCAAACAGCAGUUGUGGCUGCCGUACACCUGCAUGCAUCUAGCUGAGCGCUCCAGGCCUUUCUAUGGAUAUGAUGAUAAAAAUCCUGUGACAAAACCUGGUGAACAGACUACUCCUAAAAAGAGAAAAAUCAUAGAAGAUCACGUACUACCGCCAAACAAGAAACCUAUACAAAAUAAGGAACCAGAUUCUAAUCAAUCCUUGGAAAAAAUACAGACACCUUGCUUACUCAGAUAUGGAAGUACUUUCAGAGAGUUUGUUAGAAUUGGCAAAGAAAAGGUCUUCGAUGAUUUCUGCAAGGCUUUUUGCUUUGAAAAGGAGAACAACACAAAUAUAUCAGGUUAUAUUGAGAAUAAAAACGUGACUACAGAGGCUAAAUUCGAAAUUGAUAUUAAAAAUAUUGUGACUGGGCAAGAAGUUGACAAUCACCUACAUCGGUGCUGGAAGUAUGAUUAUGAACAGAAAGAAUUUGAUUAUAAUAGUGACUAUGAAUCUGAGAAAAUGCUAUUUGAGUUUAGGAACAGCAGUAUACCUCUGACUGUGCAUGCACCGUGGUGCUUGGUGUGUGGUGACGCGGACAAGUUGUGGGAGUGUAUCAACUGUCCUUCUUCCUACCAUAUUGCAUGCAGGAGGGAAUGGCUUGUCAAUAUUAUACACCGUAGAAGUCCGCCCAGAAAUGGCCAAACACAAGUGACGUUAGUAGAGAAAAUUCUGUCAGGUACCAGAACAAUCACAUCUGUCCUCAAGGAAGAGAGGGCAAAAAAUAUCGCACUGUGCCCUAGUUGCAUUUGGGGACCCCGAGUUGGCUAUGGCGAUGUGAUUUGGCAUAAACUGGACACUUGCUCGUGGUGGCCCGCCAAAGUGCUUACUCCGGGUGCAAUACCUACUUGUCUUCUGGCCAGAAACCACUCUUCCCACGAAGUGGCACUCAAGUAUUACGGUACAUUGAACUACUCUUGGGGCGAUUGGAGUAAAAUUUGUCUAUUUCUACCGAAACACACAGGAUCUUUAGAAGCUAACGAGAAAAUCCUUCGCCAAGCAGUGUUAGAUGCUAGUGACGACUACAUUGCCGUCUACCUUACAUAAAAAUCGGCCAAGUGCGAGUCAGACUCGCGCACAGAGGGUUUAAUCAUGCCGCGAGCUCGACGCACGCUUUUUGACGGCCUCCCUGGCGCUGUGGUCUUAUCAGUGGGUGGUCCCGGGUUCGAUUCCCGGCAGGGGAAAUUUGCAAUUUUAUUAUUUUUAUUCUAAAAUUCCUCUGGUCUGGU